Messenger RNA from Pecten maximus, 2254 nucleotides. RefSeq names its product solute carrier family 23 member 2-like. The record is from RefSeq and is a predicted model, not a curated record. The transcript is spliced from 11 exons. Gene Ontology annotation, molecular function: transmembrane transporter activity. Gene Ontology annotation, cellular component: membrane. The coding region runs from base 32 to 1819 and encodes 595 amino acids. Lineage: Eukaryota; Metazoa; Mollusca; Bivalvia; Pectinida; Pectinidae. Gene Ontology annotation, biological process: transmembrane transport.
CAGAGCGUCGGUAGUGUGAUAAUACUCGGUGAUGGAUACGGAGAUGGAUAUGGAGUUGGAUAGAAUCGGAGUUGAUAGCGACAGAAACUCCGAAGUGAUUGGGGACACAAGUGAGGGGGAUGUUCGUGAGCCAUCUAUUACUUUCGAGGUGAAAAAACGUAAAUUUGUGUAUGAUGUUCUCGAUAACCCUCCAAUACACCUCACUUUCUUCUUCGGACUCCAGCAAGCGUUACUGUCCCUGUCCCUGAACUUGACGACCACCCUGCUGGUAGCGGAUGCCGUCUGUGGUUUUGGGGACGAACUCCUGAAGGCAGAACUCCUUAGCACUACAUUAUUUACCUCCGGGAUCAGCACGUUACUCAUGGUAACGGUUGGCGUAAGGCUCCCUGUAUACCAGGGUCCAGCAAUGGCAUUCGUCACUCCUUUGGUUGCUCUGAAGACUCUGGAUAAUUGGCAAUGUCCAAACUCGAAUGAUAUCGUUAACGCCACAAUUGUUGACGACUUCAACCAGACAUCUAUAAGUAUGUCACCGUCCAUUGAUUCGAGAGAAGAAAUCAAAUUUAGACUGCAAAUGAUGGAAGGCAGUUUGAUGGUAGCAGGAGUACUACAGACAAUGUUAGGGGCGACCGGUCUGGUUGGUCGACUCCUCCGCUUCAUCGGACCAAUCACAGUCGUCCCCGUCCUCUUCCUGAUCGGAAUCAGUAUCUACAAAAUCGCCGUCAAGUUCUGUAACGCACACUGGGGCGUGGCUUUCCUAACGUUUGCUGUGGCAAUGGUGUUGUCUCUUUACUUGGAAGGGCGCCAGACACCAAUACCGUUCUGGAGCAAGGAGCGAGGUUUUCAUGUCAUCUACUACCCCCUCCAUACAGUGUUCUCAUUACUUAUUGCCAUCAUCGUGGGCUGGGUGGUCAGUAUCAUACUGACCUCUACGGGUUCUCUCUCAGAUGACCCCAAAAGUGCUCAGUACUUUGCCAGAACAGAUUCCAGGGUCAAGGUCAUUGAAGAGGCCAGCUGGUUUUACUUUCCCUAUCCAGGACAAUUUGGACCACCUAAAUUUGACGUAGAUGUCUUCGUCACAUUUUUCAUCGCCACCCUUAUAUCAGUUAUCGAUUCGGUAGGAGACUACUACGCAGUCGCGAGAAUAUGCGAUGCACCGCCCCCACCGACGCACGCAGUCAAUAGGGGGAUAUUUACGGAGGGGAUCAUGAGUACAGUGGCGGGAGCCCUAGGUGCUGGUCAUGCAACUACAACAUACGGCCCAAAUAUCGGAGCUAUUGGUUUUACAAGGGUGGCCAGUCUGCGUGUAUUCGUUGCCUGUGGACUCGCCUACAUCAUUUUUGGAGUGGUUGGGAAAAUUGGCGCCUUUUUCAUCACGAUGCCCUACUCUGUUUUGGGUGGUGUCUCUAUGGUUAGCUUUGGCAUGUUCAUCGGCUUCAACUUCGCUAACCUAAUACCAGUGCAUCUCAACGCACGCAACAUGGCCAUCCUGGGCAUUUCCAUGUUCUUCGGAAUCAUGAUGCCUCAUUGGUCCAAGUCUCACUCAAUUAAUACAGGAAUUUUCGAUCUGGACAGGCUCCUCAACGCCUUUAUAAGUAACACAAUGUUCAUGGGAGGCUUCAUAGCGUGUACCCUUGACAACACAGUACCCGGUACAUUAGAGGAACGAGGAUUGAAAGCCUGGAUAGACGAGACGAUAGGGAAGAGUACAACACAACAGAAAGCCCACUUGUACGAUGUCCCGUACAUACAGGAGAGACUCGGCCGUUAUAAGUGGGCGAAAUAUAUACCAUUUAUGUCUGGAUACGGGAAACAGUUAUAAACCAUCGUAUCGAACAUUUUAUUUCAGCAUUAUGCUAUUUUCCUGACCAAAAAAAAAAAAAAAAGGAUAUUCGCGAUGAUCUCUCCAAUUAAUUAACAUUUCACACAUCAACAAUCAUGAGCAGAUCAAUGUUUGAAGUUUAAAUGUGAAUUAACGUAAGCAAGUCUGUGUGUAUUUGUGAUUCACUUUUCAUUUUAACAAACGCCAAUAAAUAUGUCUUCCUGUAUGAUAGAAUUGUUCCAGUUUGUGUGGAAUAUCCUUUAAAUCAUCAAGAAAAGGUCUUGGUUACGUGUUCAGAGUAAUCUGUUCGACGAAGUCAUCCUUAAGUGAAAAGCGCCGGCCAAGAAACGGUCACACUUUGUUCCCAUAGUUAUGUAAACAGUCUUUUAGAAUAUGUUAACAAACUCAAUAAAACAUUUCCAAUCAGAAAUUUAA